This is a messenger RNA of Rhizophagus irregularis DAOM 181602=DAOM 197198, 2100 nucleotides long. Lineage: Eukaryota; Fungi; Glomeromycota; Glomeromycetes; Glomerales; Glomeraceae. The record is from RefSeq and is a predicted model, not a curated record.
AUGAAUAUGAAAUAUAGUUAUGAUUAUUUCGAUAAAUUAGGUGACCCAGAUGAACAGUUUAUAAAGGAUUUUAUAAAGGAUUUAAAGGAUUUAAAGAUACUUUAUGAUGAAAAGGACAAGAUAGAUGAUAUAGAAGAUAUUGACUCAUUAAUGGAGUAUAUAAAAGGAAAAAUGCAUGUUAAAGGAAAAAUGCAAGCUGACUUGGAAGAAAUUAAAAUUAUUACUGAAAAUGAAAGCCAGCAAUUCAAAUUCAUUUUCCCGGAAAUUUAUAAUGAGUCAACUGUUAAGUGGAAAAAUGAUGAUUCAAUUCGGAAACUUAUUAAUCAUUGUAUAAAUAAGAAUAAAAAAAAAGAAUACAAAUACAUGCUUGUCAUUUCUCAUUUACUUCCAAUUCUUGUUGAAAAUUCUUAUAAAAAUUUGAUAGACGAACUUGUGACAGAGCUCACCUACACUAAGGUUCCAGAAGAAUGGUAUCAAGAAGAAGGCAGUAAUAAAAUUCAAAAAAAGGAAAGUUACCUUUCAAUUCGUGAAGAACUUUGGGGUUAUAGAUUUCCCAGGCACAAAGUAAGGCCGUUACAUUCAUCCAUAUUUGACAGAAUUGAAAAGGUACCUCGACAUCAAGUCACGUUGUGUUAUGUACCAUUACCCGGUCUAUGUACCUUCCCUAAUUAUAAAGAUAAUAAUAUCUUGUUUCCUCGUGGCGCAAGUCCCUUUGUUAAGCUUGUCAUGUCCAAUAGCGAUGAGUUACUUGAUGAAAAACAUGCUUCCUCCAAGAUAUUUGAGUCUCCAUUUUUCCAUGCCAUCGUCAAGUUUAAGUGGCAUAUCCAUGGACGGAUAAUCUUCAUCAUAGUGCUUCUUAUCUAUCUCGCUUUUUUCUUGCUUUUCGUUACAUCAAUUACUUUAGAUUUUAAUAAAGACAAGGCAAUUGUUGACGCAAUUAAAAAUUAUACUAAUAAAAUUACUAUUGAAGCGACUAAAAGUUACAUUACAGUAAUUACUGCAACAAUUGGUAGUGAAACAAAUUCCAUGAUCAAUAAUGUAACAAUUGCUGAGACUGUUAAAAGUAAUAUUGGAGUGAUUACUGCAGCGAUUAGCAAAGCAUCAAUUGAAGUGAACAGAGAUAAACUACAUAUUAUUACCUUAGCAAUUAAUAAUGCAGCGAUCGAGGUAAUUACUAGCGAAGAAAUUAAUCAAACGAUAAUUAAUCUGGCAAUUAAUGACGCGACAAUUGCGGAAAUUAACAGUAAUUAUGUUACAGAGAUUAAUAAAUCAAUUAGCAAUAUUGACAUCACUACACUUAAUGAAACGAUUAACAGCACUGGGGGUAGACUAAUAAUGAUUGUAUGUUUGAUCUUAGUAGCAAUGGCAAUACUAUUAUUAAUUCGACAUACGAUUAUAGUUGUAAAAAAUGGCUUUGGUAAAAAAAUUUUUACUGCCCCCUCAACCUACGUUUUAAUCGCGUCAGCAAUUGUUAUUGUUAUUACCGGAUUUAUGGAAUUGAAGUUUCUGGAUUAUGGCUCUAACAUACGUGUACAAUUUCAAGCUGUUUCGAUCUUUUUAUUAUGGAUUUGUUUUAUUGGACUUUUAUGUUUAUUCAAGAAAAUUGGAGUUUUUAUCAUUAGUAAGUAUCUUGAACAAUAUCCACUUACAGUUAUUAUGCAUAUUUGCAGAAGGACCUUGUGGCUAGUUUUUUUAUUGUGCAUAUUUAUAUUCGGUAUUGCCCAUUCUAUGCUUGUCGCUACUUCAAUGAGUCCACCUGAAUUCGAUGAUGAGAAAAAUUCACCUAAAGAGAAUACAUUUGACGGCUAUGUUGCGUUUGUAAAUAAUAUCUAUGAAGAAACACGUGAACGUGCGUAUACUGAAUGGACCGUAAUUCGAGCGCGGGUGCUCGUAUUCCUUGAACUUGCAGUGUCAUUUCCACAAGAAAAGUUUUUCUUAAGUUUUCUUAUUGCUCAUUUUGGUCGCGAUGAUAAGGGUUGCUUUCCUCCAACUAUUCUUUAUGAAGUUCCCACUCAAAAGGUUGAAGAGUGGUUUAAAUCCAAACAGUCUUCCAAUGAAACCUCUACAACAAAUGAAGAAAGUAGUACAAAUGUACAAUGA